CAAAGGAUAAUUUACCUGUAUACAUGUUUUUCUUUUAAAUCUUUUUACCUGUAGCAGACGUUAAAUUGAUUUUUUUCGGGGAAACGUUAAAAAGCGCUUGUUGGCUAUGGAUGAAAGAGAAUUUCCCCCUCCUCCUCCACCCCUCAGUGCAGAAGGAAAUUUCAACGUAGCUAGAUAUGAAGAAGAGCAGCAAAUAGACGAUUCUGUACCCGUACCGUUAGUCAGCGUACAAAAAGAGACCGAUGAAGGGAAAAUGGAUAAGAUUAAAGGAUUUUUUAACAAGGCAAAAAAGCCAAAAUUACCAAAGAUGCCAUUUUUUAAAAAGAAGAAGCAAGAUAAUGUUUUACAGUUGGACGUCAUUCCGCAAGAAAACUUGAACGAGUCCGAACCUGAGCCGAUGCCUCAGCAAAGUCAAAGGUUAACUCCUCCGGAGCAAGAUUCUUGGUCUCCUGGCCAACCGCUACUCCAAAGAGGAGCGAGCGUUGAUGCGAGGGGAGCAGAGGAGGGUCAGAAUUUUCCCCAACCGGUAAUCAUAAAUAGACCGGAAGAAGCACCUUUGGACACUGGCUUUGCAGCCGAAGGAGAACAGACUAGAGCUCCUUUUAGAGAAAUAACACGAAAAAGAGUUAGAGCGAGUACCGUCACUCUGGCCCUACUUCUUCUAGGACUAGCCGUUGGCAUCGUUUUAACGGCACUUAGCUCCAGAUCAUUUAUGCUGAAGAUUAUCGGGCCAACUCUAAUAGGCCUAUCAUUUUUUGCUUUGAUAGGUAAAAUAUACUUCACACUGUUCCUCGGAGACAAUCCAGAUCUUGGGCUACAACCAAUAGUGAAAAAGGCCCAAAAGAUGAUAAAAAGAAAGGAAAGUUCAAAUUAGAAAAUAGUAUAAAACACUUGCCAUUGUAGUGAAUUUUUGUUGUUUAUUUUGUAUUAUUAAAUUAACUGUAAGAUUGUUGAAGCGAUAAAUUAGAUAAAGCAUGAAUAUUCAUUAAGCAGAGAAGAGAGUAUGUACAAGUAUACCUUUUAACCCACUCAUUUUUUCUCUCUCUCUCUCUCUCUCUCUCGUUCUUUGUCCCCUACAUCCCUGUGUAUAAAUACUACAUUUAAUAUAUGCACUAUUCGUCGAUUGAUACUCCAAAUAUGGUUUUUUUUUUACUAUAGAAAGCGUUGUUUAUAAUGAAAAAAUGUUGUUUUUUAUUUCGGUUUUAAUCUUUUUCCAUCGAUUAUUAAAACAAAUUCCUUGGCUUUUGAUUGGAGCGAAAUCGCAAUCGGCAAAUUCUUUAUUUAAAUAGGUAAAGCCUUCGUAUGAGCAAACUGGGCUAAAGUAAUGAUUGGCUAUGCAUGGUGGACAUUUCUUCAUCGAUUUGACAAGUAUUCCGUUGCAUUUAGCCUCGCAAAUGUUUCUAUAAGUUCUCUCAUUUUCUCCGCAAACCGGCUCAGUUGAGUUGGGACAAGAACACGUUCUGAAACAUUGCCCUUUGUAUCUAGGAACGACUCCUUCACACUCUGCCACGCACGAGUUAUUAUGAGUGAUUCCGUUCGUGUCGCAAACUGGAUCGAGGACCCUUCUACACCUUCGGCAAUCAAACGACAAGGCGUCACCAAUAGCUACGAAUAAGUUUUUUAAAUUAACUUGAACAUACUAAAUAAAAACAAGCAGCGUCACUUACUAAUAAACAGAAUAGAGUAGAAUAAUACAAUUUCAAACAUUUUCCUUAUUGUUAAGCUUUUACCAAAGUGACUUAUUCGUAAACAGUUUUGGCUAUUUAAACGUUUUCCAUCUGUCGAAAGAAUCAUAGGCAAACAACCAAAAACGAACGAAAUCGAUAAAUUACCCAGGUAAAAAAGGAGGAAUAACCUAAAAAGAGAGAG
This is a messenger RNA of Dimorphilus gyrociliatus, 1869 nucleotides long. NCBI's taxonomy places the organism in Eukaryota, Metazoa, Annelida, Polychaeta, Dinophilidae. The record is from the annotation of a GenBank genome assembly.